Urocitellus parryii (Arctic ground squirrel) is the source of this 6675-nucleotide messenger RNA. RefSeq names its product zinc finger protein 142 (gene Znf142). NCBI's taxonomy places the organism in Eukaryota, Metazoa, Chordata, Mammalia, Rodentia, Sciuridae. The record is from RefSeq and is a predicted model, not a curated record.
UGUGGAUGCUGUCAUCGCCUCCACUUUUCAGAGAGGAAAGCUGAGGCCCAGAGAAGCGUGGCGACUGCAUCUGUCCAGGGCCACGCGCAUUUAAGAGGCCACAGCACACAAAUCAAUGGUGAUGACAGACCCUGUGUUGGACUCAUAGCCAGCCAACAGUACUGUGGAGAUGGAUGGACUGUGUCCUGAGCUAUUGCUGAUCCCCCCACCUCUCUCUGACCGUGGAAUUCUGGGACCUGACCAGAGCACCUGUCCUUCUGGGGACACUGCAUCUUUGCCUGCUGACCCAGACUGCCUGCUGGUAGAGGCCACAGCUAAUGAAGAGGGCCCAGGGAACAUGGAGAUCAUUGUGGAAACAGUAGCUGGAACCCUAUCCACAGGAGCUCCUGAAGAGACCCCAGGUGUCCUGGUAAAGGUGGUGGAGGUGUACUUCUGUGAGCGCUGUGAACAGAGCUUCGCAGAGCCCACUCUGCUGUCCCUACACCAGUGCAGUGAGACCCACAUACAGUCUGUGCAGGGCCUGUCUAGCCCCCCAGGCUCUGUAGAACUGCCCUCCAACAACCUCACCCUCCAUGGCCCUCUGCAGGGCCAAAGUCUGACAGAUAGCCCCCUAUCAUGUCCUGUAUGUAGACAGGAGUUUGCCCAACCACAGGCCCUGAAGAACCACUUCAAGAUUCACCGGGCCACUCCUGACACCUUCUCCUGCCCAGAGUCUGGCUGUGUGUUCUCUGCUGAAGAUCGCAAAGGUCUGCAGCACCACCUGAGGCAGAACCACAGAGCAGUCCCUGUGCCAUGUUCUUUCCGAGGCUGCUCCCUACUUUUUGGGAGCCAGCAGGGCAUGGAACUGCACCGGCAGACCCAUUACCCUUUCCACUGCAACCAUUGCAGCUUCAUAGGCUCCAACAUCAAACUCUUCCGGCAGCAUCAGCGGAGCCAUGGAGCUGUGACACAGGGAGAACUUUCUGCUGUUCAGGGCCUUCCAUCCCAGGAGCUGCCACCAGCUCCCAAACUGCCUCCAGGAGAAGGAGAACCUUCAGAGGAAACAGAUACAACUGUGCCUGGGCAGGUGUCAGCUGAGGAGGAAGAAGUAGAGGAAGAAGAAAGUGGCACCCAGAAGGUCUCUCAGAAAGCUCUGGAUAAUGACCAAGGGGCUCAGCAGUUUGAAGGGGAUGUGACUUCUAGCACGGAAUGCCUCUUCAAGACACACAUGUGCCCAGAGUGCAAACGCUGCUUUAAGAAGCGGACCCAUCUGGUAGAGCACCUGCAUCUCCACUUCCCAGACCCCACCCUCCAGUGCCCCAACUGCCAGAAGUUCUUCACCAGUAAAAGCAAACUCAAGACCCAUCUGCUGCGGGAGCUGGGCGAGAAGGCCCACCGCUGCCCACUGUGUCAGUACAGUGCAGUGGAGAGAAAUGCACUCAACCGCCACAUGGCUAGCAUGCAUGAGGAUAUUUCUAACUUCUACUCAGACACCUAUGUCUGUCCUGUCUGCCGUGAGGAAUUCCGCCUCAGCCAGGCACUCAAGGAGCACCUCAAGAACCACACAGUAGCAGCCGCAGCAGAGCCUUUACCCCUGCCCUGUUUUCAGGAGGGCUGCAGCUAUGCAGCCCCUGAUCGCAAGGCCUUUGUAAAGCACCUGAAGGAGACCCAUGGGGUGCGGGCUGUGGAGUGCCGCCAUCACUCAUGUCCCAUGCUCUUUGCCACAGCUGAAGCCAUGGAGGCCCAUCACAAGAGCCACUAUGCUUUCCACUGUCCCCACUGUGACUUUGCCUGUUCUAACAAGCACUUGUUCCGCAAACACAAGAAGCAAGGCCACCCUGGCAGCGAAGAACUGCGCUGUACCUUCUGUCCCUUUGCCACCUUUAACCCAGUGGCCUACCAGGACCAUGUAGGCAAGAUGCAUGCUCAUGAGAAAAUUCACCAAUGCCCUGAGUGCAACUUUGCCACUGCCCACAAGAGGGUGCUCAUCCGACAUAUGCUGCUGCAUACUGGUGAGAAACCUCACAAGUGUGAGCUGUGUGACUUCACCUGUCGAGAUGUAAGCUACCUAUCUAAGCACAUGCUCACCCACUCCAACACCAAGGAUUACAUGUGCACUGAAUGCGGUUAUGUCACCAAGUGGAAGCACUACCUCAGCGUGCACAUGCGAAAACAUGCCGGGGACCUCAGAUACCAGUGCAACCAGUGCUCUUAUCGCUGCCAUCGGGCUGAUCAGCUGAGCAGCCACAAGCUGAGGCACCAGGGCAAGUCCCUGAUGUGUGAGGUAUGUGCCUUUGCCUGCAAGCGAAAGUAUGAGUUGCAGAAGCAUAUGGCUUCCCAGCACCACCCUGGCACACCAGCCCCACUCUACCCCUGCCGCUACUGCAACUACCAGAGCCGCCACAAGCAGGCCCUGCUGAGCCAUGAGAACUGCAAGCACACCCGUCUCCGUGAGUUCCACUGUGCCCUCUGUGACUACCGUACCUUCAGCAACACCACACUUUUCUUCCACAAGCGCAAGGCCCAUGGCUAUGUGCCUGGAGACCAGGUCUGGCAGCUCCGUGAUACCAGCCAAGAGCCUGGAGCAAGGCAGUCACUGACACCACCACCAGACUCAGAGCCUUCAAGCCAGCUAUCUGCCCAGCCUGAGGGACCAGGCCACAAGCCUGACAUGGAUCCCACCUUGGAUCAGGCUCUGCCAGAGACAAGUGAGGAGGUCAUCACUCAGAGACAGGAUGGCAGUGAGGCUUCCCAUGGGAAUGACCUGGUUGGCAGCUCCAGCCCAGCAGAAGUGGAGGAGGGCAGCUGCACGCUACACUUAGAGGCCCUGGGAGUAGAGCUGGAACCUGUGUCUGAGCCAUCUCUCGAGGAACUCACUGAAACAGCCCCUGUGGAGUUCAGGCCCCUGGAUGCCUCAGUGCCCCUAGGACUGGAAGGACCUGUGCUGUCCAGCUUUGAAAGUGUUGGAACUCCUGGCUUGGGUGCUGAAGAAGAGCCCAUUCUGGAGAAACCAGAGUCUGAGUCCCCCAGAAAUCCUUCAUCCUCAGAGGAGGCCCCUAAUAGCUGGGUCGGAACCUUCAAAGUAACUGCACCUGCUGAGACGGCACCUUUGCCUCAGUUGCCCGAGACAGAGUCAUUACUGAAGGCCCUACGGAAACAGGACAAAGAGCAAGCAGAGGCCCUAGUACUGGAGGGGCGCGUGCAGAUGGUAGUGAUCCAGGGAGAGGGGCGAGCCUUCCGCUGCCCACACUGCCCUUUUAUCACUCGCCGGGAGAAGGCUUUGAACCUGCACUCCAGAACAGGGUGCCAGGCCCGCCGAGAGCCCCUGCUAUGCCCUGAGUGUGGGACAAGCUUUAAGCAACAACGUGGACUCAGCACCCAUCUGCUGAAGAAGUGCCCUGUUUUGCUUAAGAAGAACAAGGGCUUGUCUAGAGCAGACACUCCCAUCCCCCUGCAUCCUCAGCUCCCAGACACCGAGGCCUCAGAGGAUGCCAAAGGUGGGAAGCCCCCACCUGUACCAUUAGAAGUAGAGCUGUUGCUUUCAAAAGAUGCUCCUUCUGAAGUUACCAGGGAGCCGGAAGUAGAGGAGCCUCUCACCACACCCUCUAUUUCCCCAGCCCCUCCUAUAGGGAACUCCUCACCCACAGAGACCCCAGAGAAGUUCUACUUUGAGCAGGGCAAAUUUCGCUGCAACUCAUGCAUGUUCCUUUGUUCUCGACUCUCCUCUAUUACCUCUCAUGUGGCUGAAGGCUGCCGAGGGGGACGUGGCCGGGGAGGAAAGCGAGGUUUGCCUCAAACCCAGUCUUCUCUUUCCCUGCAGAACAAUGAGAAUUCUGCUCCCCUGAGUAAUAGGAAUGCACAGUCCAGCCCUAGUAAUGGGGACACAACUCUAACUCAGAAGCAGAAGGGGGCCCUCUUCUCCUGCCCCACAUGUCCUUUUCGCUGCCAGCAGGAACGGGCCCUGAGGACUCAUCAGACUAAGGGCUGCCCCCUUGGGAUGUCUGGAGAGCUGCACUGUGGCCUCUGUCCAUUCAUUGCUCCUGCUGCUGCUGCCCUGAGACUCCACCAGAAACGGAGACACCCUACUACAAUCUCAACCCGUGGCCCCCGGCCUCCCCUGCAGUGUGGGGACUGUGGCUUCACCUGUAAACAGAAUCGGUGCCUGCAGCAGCAUCGGCAACUCAAGCAUGAAGGAGUGAAGCCACACCAGUGUCCCUUCUGUGACUUUUCUACCACCAGACGGUACCGAUUAGAGGCUCACCAGUCCAGACACACAGGUGUUGGCCGUAUCCCCUGCAGCUCCUGCCCUCAGACAUUUGGUACCAACUCGAAACUGCGCCUGCAUCGGUUAAGGGUACAUGACAAAACACCCACCCACUUCUGUCCACUCUGUGACUAUAGUGGCUACCUUCGCCAUGAUAUCACUCGCCAUGUCAACAGCUGCCACCAGGGCACCCCAGCCUUUGCCUGCUCCCAGUGUGAGGCCCAAUUCAGCUCAGAGACAGCACUUAAGCAGCAUGCUCUGCGCCGACACCCUGAGCCCCUAAACCCUGCCCCUGGCUCUCCUGCAGAGGCCACUGAGGGGCCCCUAAACUGCUCCCGCUGUGGCCUGCUGUGCCCCAACCUCGCAAGCCUGCGGGGACAUACCCGUAAGCAGCAUCCACGGCUGGAAUGUGGGGCCUGCCAGGAGGCCUUCCCUAGCCGGCCAGCCCUGGAAGAGCACCGGAGGCAGCAGCAUUUCAGCCACCGCUGCCAACUCUGUGACUUUGCUGCCCGGGAGCGAGCAGGUCUGGUGAAGCACUACCUAGAACAGCAUGAAGAGACUUCAGCUGCACCAGCAGCCUCGAAUGGGGAUGCUGGCCAGCCCCCUCUGCGCUGCCCCUUUUGUGACUUUGCAUGUCGCCAUCAGCUCGUGCUAGAUCACCAUGUGAAAGGGCAUGGGGGCACUCGGCUCUACAAGUGUACUGACUGUGCUUAUAGCACCAAGAACCGGCAGAAGAUCACAUGGCACAGCCGCAUCCACACUGGGGAAAAGCCUUACCGCUGUCACCUCUGCUCGUAUGCCUGUGCUGACCCCUCUCGCCUCAAGUACCAUAUGCGGAUACACAAGGAGGAACGGAAGUACCUGUGUCCUGAAUGUGGCUACAAGUGCAAGUGGGUCAACCAGCUCAAGUAUCACAUGACCAAGCACACAGGACUGAAGCCAUACCAGUGUUCCGAGUGUGAGUACUGCACCAACCGGGCUGACGCACUGCGUGUGCACCGGGAGACACGGCAUCGAGAAGCACGGGCUUUCAUGUGUGAGCAGUGUGGCAAGGCCUUCAAGACGCGCUUCUUGCUGCGCACCCACCUUCGCAAGCACAGUGAGGCCAAACCCUACGUGUGCAAUGUGUGCCACCGUGCUUUCCGCUGGGCUGCUGGCCUGCGCCAUCACGCCCUUACCCACACAGACCGCCACCCCUUCUUCUGCCGCCUCUGCAGCUACAAGGCCAAGCAGAAAUUCCAGGUGGUCAAGCACGUGCGCAGGCACCACCCUGAGCAGGCUGACCCAAACCAGGGUGUGGGCAAAGACCCCACCACCCCCACAGUGCACCUACAUGAUGUAAAGCUGGAGGAUCCCAACCCUCCAGCUCCUGCUGCUCCUCCCACUGGACCUGAGGGCUGAGAGUCUGCUACCACUAAGACAGGAAGAAAGUGUGGUAAGAGGUGUGCAUACUGGGACCAGAGCUAGCCUGAGGAGCUCAGGGCCUAAGAAAGGACUGGCUUUGCGGUGUCAGUGUGACUGGAAACCACCCCCAUCCCCACCCCCAGGACUCUGGACAUAGUACUUUGAAAUGAACAGCUAUAUGAGAGAGAGACAUGGACCAAAACAGUGAUUUCUUCUUGAAGUGCGCAGUGUUUUUAACCUGUGAAUUUCUAGUUUCUUAGAGACCCUGGCUAUAAGAUCUUGGUUUUAUCCACUCUGUCUUCUUUUCUCUUCUUACUGUAUCAAAUCUUAUUUUCUUUCAGCACCUUCAAAACAGUUGUAUCUAAUUGCAUGUGCUAUUAUGCCUGAUGCUCUAUAAAGCAUGUCAAACAGAAUGACUGCCAACUUAUAGACUCAUCCAAACUCCUGACUUGGCAUUUCUAGGCUGUGAUCUUGAUCUGCCCUGUCCCCUCUUAGACCUCUGCUCCUCCUUUAUCUCUUCUGUAUUCAGUCGGAAACAAGUUCUGAAACAGAACCAAGUCUGCCUUCUCUGUCCUUAAGCCUGUCCUGAUGUUUUCACUUUCUCCCUAUUUCCAAGCCCCUCUUUCUGCUUGUAUAGAGGGAGGAUUGUCACUCACUAAGCCUCCUCUUAGAAGCAGCUUUAAUUCAACAUAAAUCCUUAGACUGGCCCACAACUGCACUUAUGAGUGAAAGUACAAAGGCACUGUAAAAGGCAGGUGAUUGGGACAGUAAAUCUCUCAUUCAGAAUUCUCACAGUGUAAUUGCUUCACUAUGUAUUUGAUCAUCUGAACUGAGACACUCUGGAAAAAUCAAAGAAGAUGCCAUUAAUAUUUAUGCUGGGACUCAACAGAUUAUAAACCAGGACUGUUUUAGGCAAACUUUCCAGGAGAGCCAGAUCACAUAAACCUUUGUCUCCUUUUGCCCUACCUCUCAGAAGCCUCUCUUUUGUGUCCUUCCUAUUCAGCACAUGCAGGAAUGUCCCCGGAAAG